AUUUUUAUCAGUGAGAAGAAAAACUCAGACUCUGAUAGAGAGGCAGAGAGAGAGAGAAUGGCGCAGAAGAACUAUCUAGUGGAGGUGGAGAAAGCGAAGGAAGCUAAAGAUGGAAGGCCAUCCGUAGGACCUGUGUACAGGAGUUUGUUCGCCAAAGAUGGAUUUCCUGCGCCGAUUCAAGGAAUGGACAGUUGCUGGGACGUGUUUCGCAUGAGCGUAGAGAGAUGUCCGAAUAAUCCGAUGCUUGGUCGCCGGGAAUCCGUGAAUGGGAAGCCUGGUAAAUAUGUGUGGCAAACUUAUAACGAAGUAUAUGACUUGGUGAUUAAAGUUGGAAAUGCAAUGCGGAGUUGUGGUUUGGGGGAAGGAGUGAAAUGUGGUAUUUAUGGUGCCAACUGCGCAGAGUGGAUUAUAAGCAUGGAGGCCUGCAAUGCUCAUGGGCUCUAUUGUGUUCCUUUAUAUGACAGUUUAGGUGCUGGUGCGGUGGAAUUUGUUAUAAACCAUGCAGAGGUUUCAAUUGCUUUUGCUGAAGAAAAAAAAAUUCCUGAGCUGCUGAAAACAUUUCCUAGCACAACUCAGUACCUUAAAACACUUGUGAGCUUUGGCAAGGUUACCCACGAACAAAGAGAGGAAGUUGAGAAGUUUGGAUUGGUGAUAUAUUCAUGGGAUGAAUUUUUGCAACUGGGAGAAGGUAAACAAUUUGAUCUUCCUGUGAAAAAGAAAAGUGACAUCUGUACUAUUAUGUAUACUAGUGGAACUACAGGCGAUCCCAAGGGUGUAAUGAUAUCCAAUGAUAGCAUUAUUGCUCUUUUAGCUGGGGUGAAGCGCCUUCUAGAGAGUGUUAAUGAAAAGCUGACCGACAAAGAUGUGUAUCUUUCAUAUCUUCCUCUUGCUCAUAUCUUUGAUCGGGUGAUUGAGGAGCUAUUUAUUUUAACUGGGGCCUCAAUUGGGUUCUGGCGUGGGGAUGUCAAACUAUUGGUUGAGGACCUUGGGGAGCUAAAACCAACAAUUUUCUGUGCUGUCCCCCGUGUGUUGGAUAGAAUUUACUCAGGAUUGAAUCUGAAGAUUUCUUCAGGGGGCUUAUUGAAAAAGACGCUUUUCAAUCUUGCAUACUCAUUCAAGCAUCAUAACAUGCAGAACGGGAGUAAACAUGAAGAGGCAUCUCCAAUUUGUGACAAAUUUGUCUUUAGUCAGGUAAAGCAAGGGUUGGGGGGUAGGGUACGCCUUAUUCUAUCUGGAGCAGCACCUCUUUCCGCUCAUGUAGAAGCUUUCCUGCGAGUUGUGUCAUGUGCUCAUGUUCUUCAAGGAUAUGGUCUGACGGAAACUUGUGCGGGGACAUUUGUGUCACUACCAAAUGAAAUGCCAAUGCUUGGCACAGUAGGCCCUCCAGUACCCAAUGUAGAUGUGUGCCUAGAAUCUGUUCCUGAAAUGGGAUAUGAUGCCCUUUCUAACACACCACGAGGAGAAGUAUGUGUAAGAGGAAGAACAUUGUUUUCAGGGUACUAUAAACGUGAAGACCUCACCAAAGAGGUCAUGGUUGAUGGGUGGUUCCAUACAGGGGAUGUUGGUGAGUGGCAACAGGAUGGAAGCUUGAAAAUCAUUGACCGCAAGAAGAAUAUUUUUAAACUUUCUCAAGGAGAAUAUGUUGCCGUUGAAAACUUGGAGAACAUUUAUGUUAAUGUUUCUGCCAUUGAUUCGAUAUGGGUCUAUGGAAACAGCUUCGAGUCCUUCCUAGUCUCUGUUGUGAACCCCAAUAAGCAAGCACUUGAACGUUGGGCUGUAGAAAAUAGUGUCACUGGGGAUUUCAAUUCUAUUUGUGAAAAUCCCAGGGCUAAAGAAUACAUUCUUGGGGAGCUCACAAAGGUUGCUAAAGAAAAAAAGUUGAAGGGAUUUGAGAUUAUAAAAGCUGUUCACCUUGAACCCGAGCCAUUUGACAUAGAACGUGACCUUAUCACACCAACAUAUAAAAUAAAGAGGCCCCAGAUGCUUAAAUAUUACAAGAAUGUGAUUGACAACAUGUACAAGAGUGCAAACAAUUCCCGUGUGUGAAGAAUUCACUUCUGGAGCUAGAAUUUUCUCCCAUUUAGCGAACACGUUGCAUUUUGCUUUAGUCUUUUUAUUCUUGCGACUGUAUAUAUGGGUAUCCAUAUACCAUCUGAUAAAAUUAAAAUUAAAAUAUAUCUAAUGAAGAGCAGUUCCUUUAGGGGGGACCCUUGGAAUUGAUAUAAACAUACUCUUGUAUAUGAAGCUAAUGUUUUCAUAAAGGACAAUAAAGUUCUUGACUAAUUUGUUCUUAA
Molecule: messenger RNA, 2294 nt
Organism: Quercus robur (English oak)
Lineage: Eukaryota; Viridiplantae; Streptophyta; Magnoliopsida; Fagales; Fagaceae
Product: long chain acyl-CoA synthetase 4-like
Exons: 19
Coding region: 58-2046 (662 amino acids)
Biological process (GO): fatty acid metabolic process
Cellular component (GO): endoplasmic reticulum; membrane
Molecular function (GO): long-chain fatty acid-CoA ligase activity
Source: RefSeq, a predicted model, not a curated record